This is a messenger RNA of Schizosaccharomyces osmophilus, 780 nucleotides long. RefSeq names its product nucleolar DNAJ domain protein, DNAJC9 family, implicated in mRNA splicing. The record is from RefSeq and is a predicted model, not a curated record. Bases 1 to 780 code for a protein of 259 amino acids. NCBI's taxonomy places the organism in Eukaryota, Fungi, Ascomycota, Schizosaccharomycetes, Schizosaccharomycetales, Schizosaccharomycetaceae. Gene Ontology annotation, cellular component: nucleus; cytoplasm. The transcript has a single exon. Gene Ontology annotation, molecular function: heat shock protein binding.
AUGGAACUUAACCCCUACGAGGUAUUGAGCAUUCAAAAAGAUGCAAAGAGUGAAGAGAUUCGACGAGCAUAUCGUAAAAAGGCACUACAAUUCCACCCGGACAAAAUCCAGGAUGAUGAGAAAAAGGAAUCAGCGAGAACAGAAUUUGAUAAAAUAGCAUUAGCAUAUGGCAUUUUAAGUGAUGAAAAGAAACGAAAACACUUUGAUACUACAGGAUCUACAAAUUUGAGCGAGGACGGUUUGGAAUUUGAUUGGAAAGAAUGGCUUGAUGAAAUGUACAGCGGAGUUGUCUCCGGAGACACUGUGACCGAGUUUAAAGCUUCCUAUCAGAACUCAGAGGAAGAAAAGAAGGAUGUUUUUGAAGCUUACGAGCGCCGGAAAGGAUCGAUGGAUGGUAUUUUGGAAGAAGUCAUGUGUAGCGAAAUCAGCGAUGAGGAACGCUUUCGAAACAUGAUCGAUGAAGCAAUCUCCCAAGGAGUCAUACCCAAAUACAAACUUUACAAACCAAAUGAAAAGUCCCGUAAAAAGCGUGUUCGUGCAGCUGAAAAGGAGGCCCAAGAAGCUGAAGAAUUGGCGAAAGAACUUGGGCUUGAUGAGAAGCUCAACAAACGAAAAAAAACCGACGAAAGCGGUGAAGAGGCUUUAGGAGCAAUCAUUCGAUCUCGACAGAAGAAUCGGAUAGACGAUAUGAUCACUGCAUUGGAGAACAGAUAUGCCAAACCAAAAUCGCAACCCAAGUCCAAAUCGAAAUCCAAAAAGGUCCCAAAAAAGGAAAAGUAA